AUGGAAGGGCGGCGCGACUGGAUCUCGGCCGGCGAGAGGAGGGAGGUCGCAGCUGCACUUGCGCGGAGGAGAUCGUGGAGGUCGAUUUGUUGGGUCGCGGCGGAGAUAAUGGAAGAGGCCCAUUCAUGUUCUUCUUCCUCUGUGUCUACAACCAUAUUUAUGAACCUGUGUAAAACUGGGGUUAGGAAAAAAGGGUUAGCGGCAAAGUUGAUGUUGUUGUUGUUGCGUUUUGCUGUUGAGGCACCAUCUAAUGUUAGGGUUUCUGAUUCUGAUUCUGGAUUGGGAUUGGGAUCAGGGUUGGAAUUCUCUGAUGAAUUGGUUUCUUCCACUGUAUCUCCCAUUUUCACUUCCUUUGUCAAAUCGUUCCCCACAAGGAAUAACGAUUUUGAUUUCCCAAAUUUCCUGAUGCUUAAUCAAGCCACUUCACGGCUCAAUUACUCAACAAUUAUGAUGUUGUGUAAGAUCCUCAGAACCAGAGGCAAUAACGGCUAG
Molecule: messenger RNA, 492 nt
Organism: Vicia faba (fava bean)
Lineage: Eukaryota; Viridiplantae; Streptophyta; Magnoliopsida; Fabales; Fabaceae
Source: the annotation of a GenBank genome assembly